Molecule: messenger RNA, 5526 nt
Organism: Sardina pilchardus (European sardine)
Lineage: Eukaryota; Metazoa; Chordata; Actinopteri; Clupeiformes; Clupeidae
Product: NACHT, LRR and PYD domains-containing protein 12-like
Exons: 13
Coding region: 176-3628 (1150 amino acids)
Biological process (GO): intracellular signal transduction
Molecular function (GO): protein binding
Source: RefSeq, a predicted model, not a curated record
CAAAAACAAGUCCAGCCAGUUCUCUACAGGGAGCGUCUGAGAGUCAAGGACAGGACAAGAGAAUAAAACUCUGUAAGUAACAAGUCCAGCCAGUUCUCUACAGGGAGCGUCUCACAUUCAAGGACAUGACAACUGAAUAAAAUUCAAAACUAGAGACUCUCCCACUGCUGCUAGGAUGAGUGGCUCUCAGGAGAGAGAGGAGGCUGCAGCACACGGCUGUGUGCAACAAAGAACCAAACAAACACACUCUGAUGGAGGCCCACAGACACACAGACCUCCAUCUCCAGUGCCCAGCUGUGUGUCCAUGAGGAGCGAUAAGUCCAUGGGUGGAGCUCCUGACUUCAGCAGUGAACCAGUUCCAUCAGGUCUAACCCCACAGACACACAGACCUCCAUCUCCAGUGCCCAGCUGUGUGUCCAUGAGGAGCGAUAAGUCCAUGGGUGGAGCUCCUGACUUCAGCAGUGAACCAGUUCCAUCAGGUCUAACAUCAAUGGCUAAUCUGAGCCGGGAUCAAACCAGGCAUGGAGCGUGUGAGCAGGUACAGAGUGAGCCAGUCAUCAGCAGAAAGAAGGAACUGGAUGAGGACCUAAUGAGAGUUAUAGGGAAUCACAAAGCCAGUCUGAAGAGGAGGUUUGAGAACAUAUCUGAAGGCAUCGUCAAACCAGGAGCUGAGAUACUCCUCAGUACAAUCUACACAGAGCUCUACAUCACAGAGGGAGAAAGUGAAGGAGUGAAUAGGGAACAUGAGGUUUUGCAAGGAGAGUCAGCAUCCAGAUCUCAAACCACAGAAGACACACUAAUUAACUGCAAUGACAUCUUCAAGCCCUUACCUGGACAGAAGAAGCACAUCAGAACUGUGAUGACCAAAGGUGUUGCUGGCAUUGGAAAAACAGUCUCAGUGCAGAAGUUCAUUCUUGACUGGACAGAUGAGGUAGCCAAUCAGGAUGUAGAUUUUAUAUUUCCCCUGUCUUUCCGUGAGCUGAAUUUAGUCAGGAGUGAUCAGUAUAGUCUUCACAGCCUCCUGCUUGAUUUCCACCCUGAGCUGAAGGAGCUGAAUGACUCUGAAGAAUACAAAGACUGUCAGGUUGUGUUCAUCUUUGAUGGUUUGGAUGAGAGUCGGUUGACCUUGGAUCUGAAACAGAACAGAAAUUUGUUUGAUGUAAGACAAACAUCAUCAGUGGAUCUUCUGAUAACAAGCCUCAUUCAGGGAACUCUGCUUCCCUCUGCACUCAUCUGGAUAACCUCACGACCUGCAGCAGCUGGUCAGAUUCCUGUUCAGUACAUUGGCCGGGUAACAGAAAUACGUGGAUUCAAUGACCCACAGAAGGAAGAGUACUUCAGGAAGAAGAUCAGUGAUGAGAGUCAGGCCAACAGAAUCAUCUCACACAUAAAGAUAUGCAGGAGUCUCUACAUCAUGUGCCACAUUCCAGUCUUCUGUUGGAUUGCAGCCACUGUACUACAACAGAUGCUGGAACAGGGCAACACCCAGGCAAUACCCACAACUCUGACUGAGAUGUUCAUACAGUUCUUGCUCAUCCAGACCACCAGGAAGAAUCAGAAAUAUCAGAGUGGAACUGAAGCAAAUCAUGAAAACCCUCUGGAAUCUCAGAGAGAAAUUUUACUCAAGUUAGCAGAACUGGCAUUCAAGAAUUUAGAAAACGGGAAUCUGAUGUUUUAUGAGGAGGACCUGCGAGGAUGUGGCAUUGAUGUCAGUGAAGCCUCAGUGUUCUCUGGCAUGUGCACUGAGAUCUUCAAGGAAGAAUCUGUGUUUCACCAGAGGAAAGUCUACUGCUUUGUGCAUCUGAGUGUCCAGGAGUUUCUGGCAGCGCUUCAUGUCUUUAUGUCUGUGGCUGAGACUGUGAGUGACAAAAUGAGUAUUCUUGCAUUUUUAGCAGAGAAAACCCAGUUAGAAGAUUUUCUUGAGAAAGCCGUGAACAAAGCUUUGCAGAGCAAAAAUGGACACCUGGAUCUCUUCCUUCGUUUCCUUAUGGGUAUCUCGUUAGAGACCAAUCAGAGACUUCUGCAAGGACUACUCACACAUCCACUCAACAGCUCAGAGAGUAUCAAGAAAAUAUGCAACUACAUUAAGGAGCUCAAAAGAGAAGAUCUCUCUCCUGAAAGAUGCCUCAAUCUUUUCCACUGCCUGUUUGAAAUGAAUGACCAUUCCUUGCAACAAGAAAUUAACAAAUAUCUGAACUCACCAAAGGAUUUGAGUGAACAGUUAUCUCCUGCCCACUGUUCAGCACUGGCCAACAUGCUCCUGAUGUCUGAGGAGGUGCUGGAUGAGUUUGACCUGAAGAAAUACAACACGUCCGAUGAGGGACGCAGGAGACUGAUCCCAGCUGUGAGGUGCUGCAGAAAGGCACGACUUGCUGAAUGCACACUGACAGACAAGUCCUUUGAAAGUGUGGCUGCUGUUCUACAUUCGCCAAACUUCCUGAUAGAGCUGGACCUGAGUUACAAUGACUUGAAAGAUUCUGGAGUCCAGCUUCUCUCUAAGGCACUGUCUAGUCCCCACUGUAAACUGCAGACAUUAAGAUUUGCUGACUGUAAACUCUCAGAGAAGUCCUGUGCACUUGUGACUACUGUUCUACAAUCUCCAAACUCCAUGAUAGAGCUGGACCUGAGUCACAAUGUCCUGGGGGAUUCUGGAGUUCAGCUUCUCUCUAAGGGACUGUCUAGUCCCAACUGCAAACUGCAGACAUUAAGACUUGCUGAAUGCAAACUCUUAGAGAAGUCCUGUGGAAUUGUGGCUACUAUUCUACAGUCACCAAACUACCUGAUAGAGCUGGACCUGAGUUACAAUGACUUGAAAGAUUCUGGAGUUCAACUUCUCUCUAAGGGACUGUCUAGUCCCCACUGCAAACUAGAGACCUUAAGGCUCUCUGAUUGUCUCAUCUCAGAGAAGAGUUGUAUUUGUCUUGCUUCAGCCCUGACUUCAAAGCCGUUAAAAAAGCUGGAUCUCAGCUACAAUCAUUUUGGAGAAUCAGAACAGAAGCUGAUAUCUGCUCAACUGGAGGAUUCUAUCUGUAAACUGGAGAUAUUUAAAACUGACCAUGUUUCUGAAAUCAGAGCACGACCACGUUUGCGGAGAUAUGCCUGUAAGCUCACACUGGAUCCAAAUACAGCUCACAGAGAACUCUCUCUCACUGACGGGAACAGAAAGGUGACAUGUGUGAAUUAUGAGCAUCCGUAUCCUGACCACCCAGACAGAUUUGAUUGGUGGUGGCAUGUGUUGUGUAGAGAGGGUCUGUCUGGACGCUGUUACUGGGAGGCUGAGUGGAGUGGCUGUAGAGCUGAUAUAGCUGUGGCCUAUAAGAGCAUCAAGAGGAAAGGGGGGGAUGCGGCCAUAAUUUUGGGACGUAAUGACAAGUCCUGGACUUUGAACUGCUCUUCUGGGACUUACUCUUUCUGGCACAAAAAUGAACAGACUGACAUACCUGCCCCCUCCUCUGGCUCCAGAAGAGUAGGAGUGUACCUGGACUGGCCGGACGGCACUCUGUCCUUCUACAGCGUCUCCGCUAAUACACUCACGCACCUGCACACGUUCCACGACUGCAAAUUCACUGAGUCCCUCUGUCCAGGGUUUAGGGUUUGGCUAUCUGGUACCUCAGUGUCCCUGUGCUAAGCUCCACCUCCAACAGGUGUGUUCACCUGUCACCUGUUCACACAGCAGUGGAUCUGGCUUGGUCUGGCCUGGGUUUGGGGCCGUUCCAUUUUCAUGUUAUUCUCUUUAUGGGUAUGAUUGUUGUUUGUAUGUUUGUUUGUUUGUGUGCGAGUGCAUGUUUGCAUGCACUAAAACAUGCUUUUUUUCUGACUUAAAAUUGCUCCAAUUCAUAAGGCCCUGCACUGGCUUCCAGUAAGUCACAGAAUUGACUUUAAAACACCACUGCUUGUUUAUGAAUCAGUAAAUGCAGCAGGACCUAAAUAGUAAAUACCUAUCAGACAUGCUUCAGUAGUACACACCUUCUCGUCCUUUCAGGUCUCAAGAGAAAAACCUGUUACUAAAACCUGCUGUUAGAACUAAACAUGGUGAAGAAGCUUUUAGGAGCUAUGUGGCUCAGCUCUGGAACCAACUUUUGGAUGACAUAAAAAGAUCUUUGAAAAUGAUUCUACAUUGUCUUUUAUUUUUUUUUAUUUCCAAUUUUCUUCAUAUUUCAAUGACUUUACCUUGUGCAUUUUAUGUUUUCUUUUUUUAUUAUGAUCUUUACCUUUCAAGCUACUAUUUGACUAUUGCCCGCCUAUGCUUUUAUUUGUUAUUACUUGACUUGACUAAAUUCAAUAUAAUGUAAUGGAUCUGUUAUUAUUUUCUUUAUUUGAUUAAAUGUUUUCUUCUAAGCCAUAAGAAAAUAAUUGUAGGUAUGUAUUUGCUGAAUUUGCAGAUUGUAAUUUGAUGGGAGUCAAUAUGAAUUGUAAAUAUUUAUAUGGGUUAGAAUUGUGUGCUAACUAUUCUUCUGUUGAAUAAGCGGGAUAAUGGACUUCACGCCGUGCAUUUAUUCAAAGUUAAUGCACUUUUCUAGAGGACAUAUCACCGUCUAGAACGUGCAUUAACUUUGAAUAACCGCACGGCGUGUCGAUCAUUAUCCUGUACAUAAACACUAAUAAUUUUAAAUUAAUUAUUUUAGCUUGAAUUCACCACAGAUAUUAAACUGCAAUUUAAACUAUGAUAAAUUAACUGUCACAAUGAAUUAAAAGAGUAAUCAAACCGUGUGGUUAUUCAAAGUUAAUGCACGUUCUAGACGGUGAUACGGCCCGACGCGAAGCAGAGCGAAGCGUUCCGUCUAGAAAAGUGCAUUAACUUUGAAUAACCGCACAGCGUGAAGUCCAUUAUCCCGCUUAUUCCACAAAAUAUAUGCAAAUUGGUAAACGGUUGGUGUUCUCUUUUAAGAUUUUUCACCUGUAAUGUCUGGACUACAAAAAUAAGACAAAUAAAAAAGGAUAAAGUUACAACAGAGGCCUGGUCAUUGAGUGAAACCCAUUAAAAGUUAAUCAUUGGUACCUCCAUGUCAAGUGAAAGUUAAGCACAGGUGAAAAGAAGGAACACACUUGCCACUGAAAUUUAGCCUACAUGUUUGUGUUUUAUUUAUAUUUAAUUUCAGUUUUAAAUAGUUUUGUUUUGAUACAUUUACUUUCAGCACAUCAUAUAAUGUUGCACAACAUCACCAACUGACCACAGUAAGUCUCUCCCUGUCCACCUUUUCUCUUUGGUGUCCAGGGUUUAAGGUUGGCUUCACUCUUCAGUAUCGCUGUCCCAGAUCACAUGACCUCCUCAUGCAGCAGGAACACACUCCUCUUCAUACACACGUGUGAUGCUGAGAUGCUACUGAAAUAUUGACGUGUGUAUUCUGUUCAUACACCACUGCUUUGAUGAUACAAUGCAAAUGGUUAUUCACUGAAUUUCUUUCAGAUGCUGAUAUUCCCUGUAUAUGUGCAUACUGAUAUUGAGCUAGCCUACAUGUUUGCGUUUUGUUGAUAUUUAUUUUUUUGUUUUAAAUAGCUGUUUUGAUAUAUUUAAUUUCAGCACAU